Messenger RNA from Rhagoletis zephyria (snowberry fruit fly), 1515 nucleotides. The record is from RefSeq and is a predicted model, not a curated record. Lineage: Eukaryota; Metazoa; Arthropoda; Insecta; Diptera; Tephritidae.
AUGGCCGCCAAUGAAUCCGCCUCUGUGCUCAGCUCCUCCAUUGCCCAGGUGACCGGGCCGGUGCUGGCCAGCAACAUCACCCAACUGGUGGAGCACCCGGGCAUCUUCCUGCAGUCGAACAGCGCAAAGGUCAUCGCCGGGGCCUUCACCUGGAUGGCACUCUUCAUUACCGGGCAUCAGAUCUACAAGCACCUGAAGUACUACACACUGCCCGCUGAGCAGCGCUGGAUCGUCCGCAUCCUCUUCAUCGUCCCCAUCUACGGCUUCGACUCCUGGCUCAGUCUGCUCUUCUUUCGCGACAACUACUACGUCUACUUCGACAGCGUCCGGGACUGGUAUGAGGCUUUCGUCAUCUACAACUUCCUCAGCCUCUGCUACGAGUACCUGGGCGGCGAGGGCAACAUCAUGUCGGAGAUUCGCGGCAAGCCGAUUCGCUCCAGCUGGUACUACGGCACCUGCUGCCUGCAGGGGCGGACCUACUCCAUCGGCUUUCUCCGCUUCUGCAAGCAGGCGACGCUGCAGUUCUGCGCCGUGAAGCCGAUCAUGUCCUUCGCGACGCUGGUGCUGCAGGCCUUCGGGAAGUACCGCGACGGCGACUGGAGCGCCGACUCCGGCUACCUCUACAUCAUCGCCGUCUACAACAUCAGCGUCUCGCUGGCCCUCUACGGUCUGGUCCUCUUCUACUACGCCACCCGGGACCUCCUCUCGCCCUACGACCCCGUCUGGAAGUUCUUCACCGUCAAGUCGGUCAUCUUUCUCUCCUUCUGGCAGGGCGUCAUUCUCGCCGUCUUUGAGCACGCCGAUCUCAUCUCGCCGGUGUUCACCUGGGACGGCGAGCGAGCCAGUGCGGGCACCGUCUCCGCCGGCUACCAGAACUUUCUCAUCUGCAUUGAGAUGUUCUUUGCGUCGCUGGCGCUGCGGUACGCCUUUCCCUACCAGAUCUACGAGAGCAACUACACCGCGGACAGCCACGGCGGCCGCUCGGUGACGAUGCAGAGCAUCAGCAGCAGCCUGAAGGAGACGAUGAACCCGCGCGACAUCAUGAACGACGCCAUUCACAACUUCCACCCGAACUACCAGCAGUACACGCAGUACACGCAGUCCGCCAAGUCACCCAACGGAAUGGGCGGGGGUAGUGGAAGUGGGGGAAACAGUGGAAGUGGCGCUGGCCACCACCACCACUCAUCGGCCACCUCCAAGUCGCCCAUUCUCAGCAGCGCCGACCACGGCACCAACGGCGGCAGCGGCGGCAGCUACAACAGCGCCGCACUCAGCGACCACAGCGCCGUGGUGGGCGGAACCUCUGGCGGGGGCCCCACUUCGUCCACGAGGACGGCCACGGCGGGGUCUGCAGCAGCCGCUGCCGGUGUCGCCCCCUCUGCGCUCUCUGCGGCGAACCAAAGCAUCAACUCCUCCUCCUCCUCCUCGGAGCAGGCAGCUCGCCAAAUCACCACCAUCAGCCAGAACUACUCGGAGAAGACGACGCUGCUCAGCUCCGAUGAUGAGUUUCAGUAG